AAAAUACCAUCAGCUUGCAGUUCAAUGGUUUCGAAGUUCGCGCGAAGUCAAUUGAAAGGCUUCUUUGAAAAAUUGUAGCCCAAGGCCUGGUGAAUUAAAAUGGCCCAAAACAAGGACCAUGCACGCUCCGAAGCGGAACUUAUAUUAGGUUUACACGAUGUGAUUCGAGCACAAGAAAAGAAGAUACAUCGUCAGCAGAGCCAAAUAUCUCAUCUGAAUUUUAUGGUUGUGAAGUUGACCGAGGAUAGAGACCGCUUAGCGAGAUUAUUAUCAAGGUAUUCCAGCGAUUCAAGAGGCAGAAAGAUGGAGCGUACGAUUUAUUCCAUCCGAGAGGAUACUAAGAAAGCAGAUAAAAUUGACAGAGACGCUCUCUGUGAAUUCGACAUGGCAAGCCGAACUACCUGGUAUAUUGAUCUGUAA
Molecule: messenger RNA, 420 nt
Organism: Anneissia japonica
Lineage: Eukaryota; Metazoa; Echinodermata; Crinoidea; Comatulida; Comatulidae
Exons: 2
Coding region: 100-420 (106 amino acids)
Source: RefSeq, a predicted model, not a curated record